CUCUCUCUCUCUCUCUCUUUCUCUUUCUCUGAACUGUACUUAAUCUGAAGAGAAUUGAAAGAGCAGAAUCAUCAGUACUAGUGCCAUGGAUCCAUGCCCAUUUGUACGUUUGAUCAUCGAGUCAUUAUCUCUGAAACUCCCCACCGCCACUAAACCCGCCGGUCCCGGAGUUCACCCUUCCACGACCCCAUGCUACGCCAAGUUGAAAUUCAGCAAUUUCCCUUCCCAAACUGCCCUUCUCCCUCUCUGCUCCCCCGCCCUUCCCAAGGACGACGAUUCCUCUCCCUCCGACUCCUUCGCCUCCGCCGAAGCCUUCCACCUCGAUCCCUCCGCCCUCCGCCGCCUCUCCGAAAAGCCCGCCGCUCUCAAGCUCUCCGUCUUCGCCGGCCGAAUGGGGCACACCUGCGGGAUCACCUCCGGGAAGCUGCUCGGCGUCGUGCAGGUCGCGGUUGAUCUCAGUGGGGCCCAAUCGAAACCGGUUUUGUUCCAGAGCGGGUGGAAGAGGCUCGGAGGCGGAGGUUCGGAUAAUAAACCGAUGCUGCAUGUGGUGGUUCGGUCCGAACCGGACCCCCGGUUCGUUUUCCAGUUCGGGGGUGAACCGGAGUGCAGCCCGGUGGUUUUCCAGAUCCAGGGGAGUAUCAGGCAGCCGGUUUUCAGUUGCAAGUUCAGCGCCGACAGGAACAACCGGACUCGAUCUCUGCCAUCAGAUUUUAGUUUGAACAAUAGAGGAUGGAUGAGAACAUUUUCUGGGGAUAGGGACAGGCCCGGGAAGGAACGAAAAGGGUGGAUGAUAAUAAUCUACGAUCUCUCGGGCUCUUCUGUAGCAGCUGCAUCUAUGAUCACCCCGUUCGUUCCAUCCCCGGGGUCUGAUCGCGUCUCGCGAUCAAACCCCGGGGCAUGGCUCAUCCUGCGCCCCAAUGGCCCCUCGGUUAGUAGCUGGAAGCCCUGGGGCCGCCUCGAGGCAUGGCGGGAGAGAGGCCCGGUUGAUGGGCUUGGCUACAAGUUCGAGCUUGUUACUGAUGCGGGGUUCACGAGUGGGAUCCCCAUUGCAGAAGGCGCCAUGAAUGUAAAGAAAGGGGGGAGGUUUUGCAUAGAUAAUACAAGAAAACAGUCUGCUUCUUCUUCGUUAUCCCCGGUUCGGGGGUUUGUGAUGUGCUCGAGUGUUGAAGGCAAAAAUGGGUUCCUUUCGGUUCAGGUUGCAGUGAACCAUGUUAAUUGCAUGGCUGAUGCUGCUCUGUUUGUCGCCCUUUCGGCAGCCAUUGAUCUGAGUAUGGAUGCUUGCCAGCUUUUUUCGAGGAAACUGAGGAAAGAAUUCUGCCAUGAUGAACAUGAUUCCUACUCUUAAGCCACAAUCGAUCUCUCUUGUGCAGUGAUUACCACAUGAAAAUAUGAGUCCUGGUUUGAGCAGCAAGGAAGAUAACUAUUUUUACAAACAGAUUUUUGACAUUAUAUUUAUCACAAACCAUUACAUUAAAGAGGCAAGUAAGAGUGACAAAAUUGAGGAAUUUUUUUAAAAUUUUCUAUUUAUUUAUUUAUUUGUUGCUGUUUUUCUCCCCUCAACACAUAUAUAAAACUCCUGUAAUACAGAUGGACAGUGUACAGACAGGACGAGUGAUUUGUUUGUCAAAA
Molecule: messenger RNA, 1629 nt
Organism: Ipomoea triloba (trilobed morning glory)
Lineage: Eukaryota; Viridiplantae; Streptophyta; Magnoliopsida; Solanales; Convolvulaceae
Exons: 2
Coding region: 86-1345 (419 amino acids)
Source: RefSeq, a predicted model, not a curated record